AAGAAAAUUCCGUAUCAAAAUUGUGUCCUAAAUUGAGAAUUUCACAAACAUUAUUUGUAAAGACAAGUACACGAUGUGGAUAACAAUUGUGUUUCAUUAAUUAAUUCGAAACAUAAUAUAUUUGAGAUGUUUUCGAUUGUAUAGAUUUGAGACGCGACCUAAGCCGCGACCGUUUGCCAUUCCCGAAAUCGAAGCGUCUUCACUUCGAUAUUAUAAAACACCCAGAUUGGUGAUAAGUGGUUUGUGAUUGGAUCAGACCAAUUUUAGAUUUGAAUGAAGUCGGGAGCCUGCUCUUUCUGCAAGUGAUGUAGCAUUGUUGCCAUGAGUACAACCCUUGACAGACCAGCCAGGAAGCUCUUCCUGAGCCACCUGCUGAGUUGCCGCCAAUGUGCACAAUCGUCCAAAACCACAGUCCAGUCACAAGAUCCCUCAGUCAGCAAAAUAUGGACUGCGGAAUGUGAAGAGAGAAGUGUUGAGUUUUCCAUGCUUUCAGUUCAAGGGGUAGUUAUAGAGACGCGAGACAAUGGAGACAGUAUUCUCAUAGAUGACACCACAGCAGUAGCCCUAGUGAAAGGUUGCUCUAAAAUCCCAUUCCACGCAUCCACACCUGCUAAAGGCCAGUACCUGAUGAUCAUUGGUCAGCUGGUGCGGCCAGGAAGUAUCCCAAUGAUCCGGCCUGUGAAGAUACAGAACCUCAGUCACAACCUCGCACUCACCGCCAUGUGGCCCCUGGAAGUCAUGGACGGUCUCAACCAGGAUAGUUCUGCCGCUGGUUGCUGACAACCAAUACUAUUCUCAAUAAAGCUGUGUUAAAAGCUUUUAAAACCAAUUUGUUGUAAUACUCAAAAAGUUCACAGGCGAUUGUUUCAUAGACUUUUAGGAUGAAUUGCCUAAGGUGACUUAGGCUAUACAUGUAACAGGUAAUGGUGCAUGGAGAACAACUUGUGGUGCUGUAGAUGUAUUAACAAUAUGUGACAUGUUAUCAUGUGUAGUCUAUUCUACAUGACAAUAAUACCAUACAUGUUGUUUGAUUUUUACUUUGUACUUGUUUUUAACAUACUGGUACUUGUUUUCCAAACACAGUUACACCAUAUUUGUUAGUGCAUUGUAUUUCUUGAUUUGAUUAUCUGCUUCUGAUUUGGAAAAAUAAAUGAAUAAAUGAUUGCA
Messenger RNA from Mya arenaria, 1167 nucleotides. RefSeq lists its product as uncharacterized. The record is from RefSeq and is a predicted model, not a curated record. NCBI's taxonomy places the organism in Eukaryota, Metazoa, Mollusca, Bivalvia, Myida, Myidae. The coding region runs from base 322 to 780 and encodes 152 amino acids. Gene Ontology annotation, cellular component: cytosol; nuclear speck. Gene Ontology annotation, biological process: DNA repair; regulation of sister chromatid segregation; negative regulation of double-strand break repair via homologous recombination. The transcript is spliced from 5 exons.